GAGGGCCUCCCUGGGGUGCUGCGGGGCGGGGCCCUCCAGGGAGGGCAGGACGAGAGGGUGAGGCCUCGGGCAGGAAGGAGGGGCCUGGCAGGCGCUGGGGCAGGAUAAUAAAGCCUUUGAGAGCCGGUGGGUUCCGAGGGGGCCGUGCGCCUCUGAAGUUGUUUCUGACAGGGCUUUCCAGCCUCCUCUGCUUCCUGCCUGGCCCCGGGUGGGAAAGGGCCUGCUAGGCGGCCUGCCUGAACUGAGGCCGCUUGGAGGUCUCGGCCCCCCCGGGCUGCUGUGCUGGGGCCAAGGCGGCAGCAGUCCCUGCCCAGGGGUCUGGGUGAGGAAGGGCCCGGCAGGCCUCGGAGCAGGGCUCAGGGAGCCCCAGAGGGACCAGGCCCUCAGCUGGAGGCGGCCGCCUUGGGCUUCAGCUGCCAAGCCCGUGUUCCUGCCCCUUGCCCCUGCCCGGCCUCUCCUGCUGGCGCCCCGGCCCCUGCUAGGAACGCCCUGGUGCCCAUAGCUGUCCGCUGCUUCUGUGGGUCCCUGCCGCCUCCCUGAGGGCUCCUGAGGGUGGGGCCAGGGUGAGGGUGCCGGGUCCCCAGCCCUGCUGGGCCGCCCUCCAGAGCCAGAAGCAGUGAAUGUCCUGUCCUUGGCCUGUGGGAGAGCUGCCUGGGGCCUUCCGAAGCCCUCUGGCCUAAUGGUUUCCUCUUCAAAGCCUCUUCAGAUAUUUUAAUUAGCCACAGAGGCAGGUUUUGUUUUUAAGUGGCCACAGGCCUCUGCAGAGGCCUGGGUUGGAGGUGAGAAGCUUGCUCACUGCCUGGGGCUGCAGCCACUUGCUGAGCUGGGGCAAGAAGGCUGGCAGCUGCCAGGGGUGAUGAGGAGCAGGACUGAGCGGGAUUCCCUGCAGCGGAGGCAGGGGAGGGGUGAGACAGUCUCCUCUCAGCCCCCGAGCUGCCGGGCGGACUCCGGGCCUCCUUCCUCCGUCUCCAUCCCCUCCCUUGCUGGCCAGCCAGUUGAUAAACAUUGAAUUUGGAAGAUGCCUUAGGAUGGAGGAGGACCAGUGCCCAGGCCUGCAGCCCACCCUCCCGCUGGGAGGCCCCUGAGAGCACUGGGGUACUGCUGCCCUGUUUCUGGGGACGCUUGGCUUCCCUACCAGCCACCGUCUCCUGCCCUCCAUCAGCUCGGCUCUAGCCUUGGGGCCUCUCGGGGUGGUGUCCCCGGUGACGUGCCUGCCUGCCUGCCGUCAGAGAGCUGGCGGGGCUGAGGGAAGGAAGCCUGCCUCCCUGGCAGGCAAGCAGGCGGCGGGCGCGGAAGCACCAGCUUUCAUGUCUCUGGCAGAGCCCCACUCCGGCUGCCUGCUGCCUGGGGGGUGUCCAGGGGCCGGCCCCUGCUUCCGAGAGGGACAGCGUGCAUGGGUGUGGGGGCUCCGGUAGCCCGGCAGCCCUCUGUGGCCCUGGCCCAGGAGAGUGCAGGUUUUCUGGGAGGGCUGGGAGGAGGCGGCCAGGAGUGAGAACAGGGAAUUGUGAGCAGUGUGGGGGCACCACUGUGGGGAACAAAGCCCCCUGCCCCUGCCUGAAACCUGCUUCCUGGCCCUGGGCGUCAGGGCUGCCCCUGCCCUGGUGUCCUCACACAGUCACUUCUGUGUGCGGUCCGCAUCCUCAGGUCAUGAGGAAGGUCACCCUGGGCUAGGCCCACCUUUGAUGUCACGGUCACCUCACUUAUCUCUUGAAAGGCUCUGCUGUUUGGGCUUCCUUCCAUUGGCUUUGGGGGGGCAAGCCUGGCUCCUAACACCCUCCGUUUGUUGGAGCUCUCAGGCUGCCUCUGGGGACCAUCUGCCAGGACACAGGCCACCCUUGCUGCCUGGUUCCCCACUCCCCAAGCCACUCACCUGGCAGGGCGUGACUGGCACUUCUGGCCUGAGUGCCUGCUGGGCGCCCGCCCCUAGCCAGUUCUGUCCUCCUUCCUUUCCACCCAGGACAGCCCCGUCCUGCACUGCCGUGUCGCCCACUGCCGGGGCCUCUCUGGGACCAACAGGCCCCCUUCCUUCCACCCACCAGGCCCUACCCCACCUGGACCCUCUGAAAUGUUCCUCGUUGACAAAUGGUCUUGCAGAAGGCAGGAUGGCUCCUGCGGCCCCCACUCCCGCUCUGUGGGUGGAUGCCCUGUCUCUCCCUGCCCAGGCACCGUGGUGCCUUCUCCCUCCCGGGCACCGUGGUGCCAUCUCCCUGCCCAGGCACUGUGGUGCCGCCUUCCUCCCGGGCAUGGUGGUGCCGCCUCCCUCCCAGGCGCCGUGGUGCCGCCUCCCUCCCAGGCGUCUUGAGCUGCAAGGGCUCCUCUCUUGGCUUCGCUCCCCGGAGGGUGGUGCUGUUCUCGUUGGAGGGGGCGGCCAGGCGCUGGGCCACGUGUGCAUGCAGCCCCUACAGAGUUGCUGCCCCGUGGGGGUUGACGUGGGCCUCCUUUCGGAAGCUCUUCCUGGCAACACUGAGUGGGGCAAGGGGUUGGCAGCAGAGGGGCGGCUGGAUUUGGGGCCCCAGUGUCCUGGGCGGCAGCUAGGGAGGGGCCGGCUCAAGGCCCUCAGGCUGUGUCAGGGCAGGGCGGGCACCCCCACUUCUCCCUGUCAGCCGAGGGAGCCAGGCAGGGGCAGCCUGAGACCUCCUGGGACAGUGCUGGUGGGGAGAGGCCCCUCAGCCUGUGCCUCCCUCGAAGGCCCUUCCCGGGCCCUGCUCUGGCUGGGGGGACGGUGUGACCCACCUUCCCUUUCCAGCCCCAGCUUGGUGACCGGGGUGGCUCCAUUCACCCUGGGUCCCUUGCUGAAAUGGUGCCUGGGACCAGAGCAGAGAACACCCUUCCUAGCGGUAGGAGAUGGAGGCGACGUGGACUCUGGGAGGCUUCUUUUUUGGGGUCCAUCCAGAGGCCGAGCCUCUCCAAGCACUGGUCAGCCUCCAUGCCGCCCAGUCUGCCGACCCUCCUCUCCACCAUCCCCUCGUCCGAGCAGUGGUGAUCCCUCCCGAGUCAAGGCUGGGCACAAGCACGUGGGGACAGGCCGGGUAGGCUGCCUGGCUCAGUGCUCCCUGCACAGAGGCGCAGACAGAGAGCCCAGGUGCCCCAGGCCCGGCUGCCAAGCCUACUUCCCUCUCUUGGUGUUCCCGAGUCCUGCCCGCCCCUUUCUGCAUGUCCCGUGGGGCAGUGCUGGUUGAGGGUCCUGGCCUGUGGGGGCUAUGAUGAGAACCAGGUGCCUCUCUGCAUCAGUGGCCUCCGAGGGAGCCCUCUCGCCCGGCAGCAGGUGGGAUGCAGAUGGGGCUGGCCAGGCCUCCUGUGCCCACAGCAGCCUCUGGGCAGUGUCCCCUGGGCCUCUGUGAGCAGCCGCAGCCUGGGUGUGAAUCUUGGAGGCCUGGUGGUGGCGGAGCAUGCUCUCUAUCUGGGAGAGGCUGAGACCACGGCGGCUCCUGGCGCUGUCCUCCCCGUGCCCCCUUCCUGGCUCCCCAGCUUCCGGCGCCUCUCCAGGGCCACUCGGGCAGCCCCUGCCCACCCCACAGGCCCUUCUCUGCUCACAAGGCUUUGAUCCCAGGCGGCACAAUUGGGUUUUCAAAGCAUUCACGGCCCUUGUUUGUGUCCCUGGGCCCCCGGCUGGAGGCUGAGGUUUCAGCGUUCCUGGGCCUGGCCUUUGAAGCUUCCUCUUAUUAAUCUUUUAACAUCCCCCAGCCCCACCCCCACCCCCAGCCUGUGGCCCUGAGCAGCCUGGAGCCGGGAGGGGGAAUCUGGAGCUGGGAGGGGGAUACCCCAGCCUGGCAGCUGCACCCCUCCACGGUGGUCCCGGCGCAUCCGCCAGGACCCGCCACGCCUGGCCCCACCUUCCUCCGGUGCAGAGGCCAGAGGAGGGAGGACUGUGAUGCUGCAUGGCUUGAGGACCCUCGAGGCCCCAGCCUUCAGCUGGCUUGGGGCUUGGGGUGGUCCCAUGGAGGGUGCUGGUCCCAGGACGCCCUGGCCUUGCUUACAGGGGUAGGGUUGGUGUCAGACAGGAAGCUGGGCGAUGGGCUCAUGGGGGCCGGGCAGGCAGAGCCUGCCUGAGGGUGGAGCUGGGGCCUGGCCCUGGGGGGGUGGCUGCUUUCACAGCAGGGGAGUGCUCUGCCCACACCCGGCCCCUGAGCCCCCCACCCUCC
This is a messenger RNA of Gorilla gorilla gorilla (western lowland gorilla), 4142 nucleotides long. RefSeq lists its product as uncharacterized. NCBI's taxonomy places the organism in Eukaryota, Metazoa, Chordata, Mammalia, Primates, Hominidae. The record is from RefSeq and is a predicted model, not a curated record.